Molecule: messenger RNA, 4200 nt
Organism: Branchiostoma belcheri (Belcher's lancelet)
Lineage: Eukaryota; Metazoa; Chordata; Leptocardii; Amphioxiformes; Branchiostomatidae
Product: striated muscle-specific serine/threonine-protein kinase-like
Exons: 26
Coding region: 16-4200 (1394 amino acids)
Biological process (GO): protein phosphorylation
Molecular function (GO): protein binding; protein kinase activity; ATP binding
Source: RefSeq, a predicted model, not a curated record
GUGUCUCUGAGGGACAUGGGACAGUACCAGGUGAAAGCUGAGAACCAGCACGGAGCCAUGGCCUGCUCCAUGUGCCUCGGGCUCGCAGAGUCUCCCCAGUUUGAGGACAUUAUGGAGGAUGUAGAGAUGUAUGUGGGAGAGACGGGCCGACUGGAGGUCAGACUGUUCGGCAAGCCUUUCCCCAACAUCACAUGGCUCAAGGGUUCUGAGGAACUUCCCCAGGAGAAGCGAAUUGUAAGGACCCGUAACGAGGAGGAGGUUGUCCUGACUAUCAACAGCGCAGUCCUGUCAGACACAGGAGUCUACACCUGCACGGCUAAAAACAUCUCAGGGGAAGUCUCCUGCAAGGCACAAGUCACUGUUUCUCCUGUGCCUGAGUCCACAGAGACAGAAGAUGAGGAGACUUGUUGGACAAAAAUCCACACCAUCCGGGAACAGUACAGAAUACACGAGGAGCUGGGCAAAGGCGCCUUUGGCGUCAUCAAGCGCGUGACCAACCGCAAAACGGGAAAGAAGUUUGCGGCAAAGUACAUCCGCUACAAGCCGCACCGCAAGGCCGACAUCCAGCGAGAGGUCACAGUCAUGGCCAAACUGGAGCAUGCUGGGAUUGUCCAACUGGCGGAAGCAUUCCUGGAGACCAAGUUCGUUGUCAUGGUGAUGGAAUAUGUUGCUAUGGGAGAACUGUUGGAGCACCUUGUGAAGGUACCAGACCUGUGUGAAGCCGACAUGGUGCAGUACCUGUCACAGCUGCUAGAGGCACUGCAGUACAUACACAGCAAGGACAUCGUCCACUUAGACAUCAAGCCUGAGAACAUUCUCCUGACCAAGUCAGAGGCAGGGCAGGUGAAGCUGUGUGACUUCGGGUUGUCGCGGCAACUGACCCCGGACACGCCCGAGACCUGCAGGUUUGGGACACCCGAGUUUGUCGCCCCGGAAACUGUUGCCAAGGAACCCGUUGCCCUGACGACAGACAUCUGGAGCACAGGGGUUCUUCUUUACGUUUUGCUGAGUGGUGUGUCCCCCUUCAUGGGUAACAACGACAAGGAGACCUACACGCGAGUGAAGGCCGGACGCUGGGCAUUCGACCAGAAAAUCUUCAACCACAUCUCCAACGAGGCCAAGGACUUCAUCACCAAGAUGCUCGUGGUCGAUCCUAAGAAGAGGCCUACGGCAAGUCAGUGUCUGGAAGACGUCUGGAUCAAGACGCCAGUUUCUAAAGACACAGCAGCUAAGAUCAGCGCAGAUCGUCUCAAGUUCUUCCACUCCAGACGGAAAUGGCAGAAAUCGUUGAUCUCCGUUGGAGCUCCGCUGAAGAUGCGGCCGAUCUCCCAGGUCCUGUCGGCGGCGGGAGGGUCCCAGUCUCUCGGCAUCAAGCGCGGCCCAAACGACAGCGAUUCACCACUCUCAUCGGAAGCAGAGUCCACAGACAUCGAGGCUCUCACAUCUGAGGCUGACACAGUAGACACCGACAGUGAUCGCGGGCCCUCCCCUAUCCCCGGGAGACGCCCCCUACAACCACCACCCGGUACUGCAGCGGACAGGUUACCAAAGAAACCAGAGAAACGGGACAUCCCCAAACCUCCACAGCUGGUCAUCCGCAGACCUUCGUUAUCAGAUAGUGAUGAAAACCCCCUUAGUCCACCGCUAAGCCCACCCCUACAGAGAGAAUGGGACAAACCGAAAGGUCAGGAGAGGUCGCCCAAACGGCGGCCGCGGAGUCCAAGUCCUCGCAGAGGAAGGAGGGAAGAAAAGAGAGAGGAAAAGGAGGGAGGGAAGACCCAGGGAGAAAGGACCCUCAGGCCUCCCCACUUAAGAAAGUCACGCUCUUUCGAGGGUGACCGUUCUCGGUCCGAAGAUAAAACAAAGAAAUUGUCACCAAAAUCCAUCAAAAAGAGCGACUCAACAGAAGAUUUACGGAAAAGAUCAAAGGAGAAGCCUCGGCCAAUGAGAAGGUCCCAUUCCGCGGACCGUUAUCUGUCGUCCCGCGGUAUCGAAUUACCGGCAAAGGAGGGGGAGAAUCUCGUCCACAUGUUACGCCGGAUGGCUUCAACCGAGAAACCUUCCCAGCUGGAAACUUUGCCGGAGGAUUCUGCAGAGGAGGGGCCGACCCCUGGGUCGCGCAGGGUCGUCGGGUCAGAGGUCAGGUCAGAGGGCAUGACCCGGCCGCCCCCACGGGUGCUGUGGACGGUGGGACAGGAGGAACUGAAGACGGACAAGAAGAAGGAGGAGGGAGGGAGUGAGGAUACCCAGGAUGGAGGAAUGCGUGACCUGGACACGUCAGAGCGACCCAGACUGAAGCGGGGGAAGUCUGCGGAGGAGAGGCUGCGGAUCGGAGACAGUCGGGACACCGAGGAGCGGCGGAGACGACUAAAGAAGUCUGGGAGCGCCGAGGCUGCACUCACCACGUCUUCAGACGAUGAGAAACCACGAGGAGAGGUUGCCAGGGACGACCGCGGCCGGGGGGUCAGACGGCCCGGGAAGCUGAGAAGAGCAGUCUCCGCUGACGCCGACAUCUCCAGGCCACUCGAACUCAGGAAGCAGUCUUCAUCAGUGCGUAUGCCCGAGGAAGACUCCAUCACAGCGAGACAGACGUCUCUCCGGCUCACACCGUCUCACCAGGACGGGGACGCCACACCUGACAGCCGAACACCUGACGGCCGGGCGCUCAGGAGGAGUUCAAGUGAGGACAUCUCCAGGGGAGGGGUCACCUUGCUAACCAGAGGUCUGUCUGUGGACAGUGCGACCGUGAGGCGGCCUGUACGAGGAGAGUCACUGGACAGCUCACUGCGCCCGGGCAUGUGGCGAGGACGAUCGUUUGACCGGCCCAAGCUGCUGUCUCCAACCAGCAUCCCCAUGCGGGGAUCAGGCGUGGAGGAGUUUGCUCCUGUGUUCAGAGAGAAGUUAAAAGACGAGGCGAUCGCUGAAGCCUGCCCUGUGAUCCUGACAUGCCUGCCUGCAGGCAGCCCACAGCCUACUGUACAAUGGUUCAAGAACAACGAACUGAUCAUUGAGAGCGAUCGGAUUAAGCUCUCGUCUGCAGACGAUGGGAAACACACGCUGCACAUCCCACAGGUGCAGCUGGGCAAGGAUGUGGGAGUGUUCACCUGCACUGUGAGCAACAAACUCGGCACUGCCUCAACUUCAUGCAGACUACACGCUGCUAGGCCUCCAGGGAAGCCGAACCCCCCAGAAGUGAUGCAGGUGACCUCGGACGCGGCGGUGGUUGCCUGGGAACCACCAAUCACAGGCGCGCGUGACACCCUGCUGUCGUACAUUCUACAGUACAGGAAAGAGGGAGAGACCCUCUGGGUAACUGUAGGCACAGAUGUGCGAGAGGAGGUUCUGCUAGUGGAAGGCCUGGAGCCGGGCAAGUCCUAUCGCUUCCGUGUGGCCUGUGGGAACCGGGCAGGCUACGGACCCUUCAGCAAGUCUUCUAAGAGAGUCCAAACAGCUCAAGAAGGAGGUCCCAUCAAGGUGCGUAAGGUGGACAAGCGGGUGGGGCUGAAGCGUUCCCACACCAUCGUGGAGCUUCAGCCGGCAACCGACCGCAUCAUGCUGAAGGACACCAUACCUCAGAAACAGUACAACUUCGAGGAGGAUGUGGCCAGAGGUCGUUAUGCAGUUGUGAAGAAGUGUGUUGACAUCAUCAGCUCUAAGGAGUACGUGUCAAAGGUCAUCCCCAUCACACCUGUCAACAGAUUAGAGAAGCUGAGGGAGUAUGAGGCACUGUCCAAACUCAGGCACAGCAAAGUUCUGGAGCUUCGCGAUGCCUUCAUCACGUCCAAGUACCUGAUCCUGGUGUCUGAGAAGUACUACGGAGGAGACGUGCUGCGUUACCUGGCAACCAAACCUCACUACAGUGAGGAGGAGGUGGCUCAGUUCAUCACACAGGUGUUGGAGGCCCUCCACUACCUGCACACACAGAAGAUCGUGCAUCUGGAUGUGAAGCCGGAUAACCUGCUACUGGAGAGCAGAAGGAGGAUGGACGUCAGACUCACGGACUUCGGCUGUGCCAGAACCUUCCCCAGCAAGACUCUGGGAGAGCUGCAGAGCACACCUGAGUUUGUGGCCCCUGAGGUGGUGAACUAUGAAACAGCAGGUCCGGCUGCAGACAUCUGGAGUGUCGGAGUCCUGGCCUUCCUGUGCCUGAGUGCCCACUCCCCAUUCCUAUGUCGGUGUAGUACCAACAGUUUUCACUAG